GAAUAAAGGGAGCCUUGCCCAACAGGGAGAAUAAAGAGUACUGUAGUAGACGGGAAGGGGAAACGAAUUAGGGUUCGCGGGUUUCGGGGAAUUGACCAUUGGUGACUGACCAAAUCAUUCACGGACUAGGAAGCCCUUAUUGCUUGAGCUAGUCGCUUGAGAGUGAUAGCUUGAGACUCUGGCUCUCGCAACGCGUCUGUCGAAUUGUAGUAGAACUGACCACAAUCGCGGCCGCCUAGAGUAGAAGCAUAAUCGCUAAUUUUAGAACGUCCCGAGACUCGAGGAUGGUCGGAGAACGUCCUCAGAGAGAUUAUCAUGGUGACGUGGAGUCGACCGAAGAGUCACUCUAACGGAAUCUGCUUUUGAGUCGACUCAAAAGAGGAGUCACUCUAACGGACUCCGGCCCGGCCUCUGCCCUGGCAUAGGUUUCGUCGAGACUGAUCUCAUAAGCAUAAUAAACAUAAAAUCCAUGGCGGCAGCAAGCAGGCGAUUUUUAGUCGACUCAAAAACCCUCUAACGGUCUCGUCUGGAUUGAUCUCAUCGACAUAGUAAUAUAAAGUCCAUGGCGACAGCAAGCAGGCGGAAUUCGCCCUCCGCGCGUCGCGGCGUUUGAGCCGGCUGAGAAGACUUCUCGGCGGUAGGACCCGUUGAUCGCAGCGCCAUUACGCGGCGGCAGAACCCGUUUAAGCCAGCUGAGUAGAUCAUGGAGGCAGCGGGCACGCGCAACCGCUCCUCCGCGCGGCACGGCGACCAAUAGAGCAGGUCACCUUUAUUGCUCUGCUAGUAUUUCUCGUGACAAGUUUCCCCGUUACAAUCCGCUGAGUAGAUCAUGGAGGCAGCGGGCACGCGCAACCGUUCCUCCGCGCGGCACGGCGCGGCGGUCGCGUUCAGCGGGAGCGUGCGGCGGUGGCGGAAGCAGUGGACGGCUGUGGGGCCCACAAGACGACUGCUCGUCCUCAGAUGGACGCCACAGCCUCCCAGACCGUCUGAUUCAGACUGCCUUGCCAUUCGUCGCAAGCCAAGGUACAUUCCGGAGGUUCGGCUGCACGCCUUGCAGUCGCCUGGGGGUCAAAGAUUUGACGUUUCUCUAGCCAAGUCCCAAACACAGGCACCGGGGCAGGGAGGUCUGGGUGGGGCUGGGGGCGGGGGGGCUGGUGGGAAGGGGGAUGGAGAUGGGGAGGCGGAGGAUGAGGAGAAUGGGGGUAGGGUUGACAUGGCUAUAGAUGUCGAAAAGGGGAAUGGAGGAGGGGAAGAGGGGAAGGGAGAAGAGGAAGGAGGAGAGGAGGAAGAGGAGGUUGAGGAGGAGGAAGAGGAAGAGGAGGAGGAGGGAGGGGAGGAGGAGCAGGAGGGGGAGGAGGGAGGUGGGGAUGAAGGGGAAGAGGAGGUGGGGGAAGAUGAGGAGGAUGAGGGAGGGGGGGGUGAGGAGCAGGAAGGGGAAGAGGAGGAGGAGGAGGUGGAGGAGGAGGAGGAGGAGGAGUUGGGAGUGGAGGGUGCAACCCCUAUGAUUGACGAUACUGAAGCUGAAGAGGAGGCAGAGGAAGUGGAGGAGGAAGAUGAGGGUGGAGAUGAGGGGGAGGAGAAUGAGGGGGGAGAGGAGGGGAAUGUGGGUGAGGGGGAGGAAGGGGGGGAAGGAGGAGAGGGGAGAGGGGGUAGGGGAGAAGGGGAUGAGGGAGAUGGGAUUGGAGUGGAGGAAGAAGAAGAGGCAGAGGAGGAGGAGGAGGAUGUUGAUGAGGAGGAAGAAGUGGAGGGGGGUCCACAAAAGGGGGUGGAGGAGGAGGAAGAGGAGGAGGAAGAGGUGGAGGAAGAGGAGGAGGAAGAGGAGGAGGAAGAGGAGGAGGAAGAGGAGGAGGAACAAACAGUUGAUGCUGGAUUGGGGGAGGCUGAAGAAGGGGGGGGUGAUCAGUAUGAGGGAGAGGAUGGUGGGGACCAAGAGGGGGAGGGGGAGGAGGAAGAAGAGGGAGUGGGAGAGGAGGAUGAGGGGGAGGGAGAGGAGGGAGAUGGGGAAGAGGAGGGGGAGGGGAACUUGCAUGAGCAAGGAGGGGCAGAGUAUGGGGGGGGUGAUGAUAGGGAUGGUGGUAGCGGUGGUGAUGAUGGUGAUGAUGGUGAUGAUGGUGAUGAUGGUGAUGAUGGUGAUGAUGGUGAUGAUGGUGGUGGUGAGGAUGGGGAUGAGGAUGAUGGCGAGGAAAUGGACGCUGAAGAUGGGGAUAGCUAGAUUGAAACUUGGAAAGCAUUUUUCGAAUUUCUAGAAAAGGCUGGUUGAUUGCUUGAUUGAAGUGUUUUGUGCAUGGUCUUGUCGAACGAGCUAAAAACUUGGGAGAUCCUGCCACAUUACACUUGAUUAUAGGAAGUGGGCAAGUAACUUUACACUAG
Closterium sp. NIES-67 is the source of this 2370-nucleotide messenger RNA. NCBI's taxonomy places the organism in Eukaryota, Viridiplantae, Streptophyta, Zygnematophyceae, Desmidiales, Closteriaceae. The record is from the annotation of a GenBank genome assembly.